GGAUUCUAAACAUUGCAUUGUUGAGUGUCUGAAGUUCUGUGCAGGUCUUUGUUUCUCUAACAAGCUUUGCUCAAUACAGACCUGCAGCUUGAAUCCUUUCAGAUAUGCACCAAUUUAACGCCUGUUCACAAUCCCUGACAUAAUGGGGAAAACUAACUUCGUACUGUGCUUUGUCUUUAGUGCAAAUCUGGAGCUCUAACGGUUUGCAAUGGACAAGACCUCAGAGUAUAUAACUCUGCUCCCUUUUGAAACUAUAUUUCCAAAUGCUUCAACUGAAGGUUAUUCUGUCUUUUCCCAGACUGAGCACAAUAUUGUAGCAGUUUAUCUGAUUACUGCAGGUAUGGACAAAAUAUUUUAUGUGGUAUUCUGUAUAGUUGUGUGUUUGUGUAUAUUUAAUUUGUUCAUGUUUUCAACCCCUACACCCUGUGAUCCCUAGUUUGAUUGCCACCGUGUUGAACAUGAUAGGGGAUCACUGGUCAUAUUUGUCACUUUUGUAAUGAAGAGAAAUGUUGUUGUGAUUAUUCCAUAACACUUUAAGACUAUACAUAUAUUUACACUCAAUUAAUAACAUGUGGGGGAAAAGCUAAAUCGCCACAUCAUACUUUUUUAUAGUACAAAGUAACUCUAACUGAUAGUGUACAAAAAAAAAAGGGAUCUUUGCAGUGGGAUACUAAACAAGCGUCCAUCCCAAAAAAUGAACAAAGUAAAUACAUUUGGCUUUAUUCUUACAUUUAAAAAAAUAAAAAAAAAAAGCACGUGGAGGAGGAUGGAGCAGAGAGUGUUUUUUGGUUUUCUUUUGUCAUGGGACACUUUAUCACAGGUGGAAAAAAAAAAGUUUUUUCAUUUGACUGUUCCUUUAAAUUGUUUAAAGGGACAGUAUAGUCACUAGACUAAUUACAGCUUUAUAUAAUGGUUCUGGUGUCUAUAUCCUGUCCCUGCUGUCCACAGAAAAGGCAGUGUUUACAUUUCUGCUUAGUAACACCUAGUGGCAGUCACUCAGACACCAGCUAGAGGUGCUUCCUGUGUCAGGGCUGCACAGUGUUUCAGUGCUAUGCAAGUAAUCACUGAACAUUCCCCAUAGAGCUGCAUUGAUAAAAAUCUGAGGAGAUAGAUUGAUGUGGUGUUUUUACUACACAUGCGCAAUAGCCUCCCAAUGCCUUUAGCAUAGUAAAACAUUUGAUUGGCUGAGAUAAUGAAGAUUGAUCUCAACCACAAAGGUGGAGGAAGGCAUGACCAGCUGCAGUGAGAUUGGUAUGGCAUGUGAGAAAAGGUAAGUAAAGUCACCUUUUCAGAUAUCUUUAAGUGGGACUAGGGACCUAAACAGCCACACCAGCACUGGUUGUAUUCCUAACACGAUAGUGUUCCUUUAACUAUACAUACAGUGCCUCCAUCAUGCUGAUAAACAUUGCAUUUGGCAAAUUUAAGAAUAAAAUGUCCCAUGUAUGAGUUGAAUUAUUUCUCCAAACCAGCUAUGUUUGCCUUAUAGGAACACUCCGGGUACCAUAACAACUUAAUUGGAAUUAUGUUGUUAUGAUGCCAGUAAAACCCUGCCUUCUGCUUACCUUUAGGGGUUAAAACAUUCACAUAUGGUUUAAACAGUCUCUUUCUCUUUCCAGCGCUGUUUAGCUCUGCCCCGUCCUGCUUCUUUCAGAUUCCACAAACCAGAAACCUCGGACUACCUGGAACAGGGGUGCUGCUGAUUGGCUGGAAGGGUCAGCUGACUCGAAGCCAACGAGUAGCUCACCAUUAACAUAACAGUAUUGCCAUUUGGAUUUUAACUUGCUGCACUCUGAAAUUUAACUAAAUGUUUUAGGUAAAAAAAACAAAAAACUGAAAAUUUGCUAAUGUGGAUUUUCCAGAUUAGCAGUUUUGAUUUAAAAUUUGAAAUUCACUUUUGAAUUCAGAAAAUUCCCACUUUCGUGAAUCUUCCUGUGAAAGUAUCAAGUUUUGGAAUUCAAGUAGUAAUUGCUUCUGAUAAAAUUGCUUUGUAUUAAAUCUGAGAGAAAUUAUCUGCACACUACUGUUUCAUGAUUUCAGUGUUGAGCAGUUUUGUUUUUUGUUUUUUUCCUUUUCCUUGUCAUGUUUUGUACAUUUGUUCCCAGGUAUAGUAAGCCUUUUGAGCAAUCUUAUAGUUCUGGGAAUCUUUGUUAAAUAUAAGGAGCUCCGCACAGCAACCAAUGCAAUCAUCAUUAAUCUGGCCUUCACUGACAUUGGAGUCAGUGGGAUUGGGUAUCCAAUGUCCGCUGCAUCUGAUAUACAUGGAAGUUGGAAGUUUGGAAACACAGGAUGUCAGGUACAUUAUCCUGGCCUGAAGCAUAUUGGGAAAUAAGGUUACAAGGUUCUUGGAACAAUGACUUUAUUUUUAAAGAAAAUCUGCAAUAUCCGUAAUUAGUUAUCUAUUAGCUUUGUAAGUACAAUAAGCAGCAUAUUAUGUUAUACGUUUGCACAGCGUGGUUGCAUUUUGUUCCAAACAUAUUUUUGCAAGUUGUUUUAACAUUCACAGAAACUGCUUAUUUCUCAUUUUUUAGGCCUGAACAAUAGCAUUUGCCCCUUCCUCUUAGCAGUCAUUUAUGUACCAUUUCUAUGCUACCCUUGACUCAGAUAAAUGUUUCUAAUCCUUCACCUGGACACUCACAACAACUGUCCAUGACAUUACUUAGACAGCAAUUACAUAACUUUCAAAUGUCUGACUAUUUCUAUAAGGCAGAAUCAAAGAAUUUUGGUACAUUUCUGUGUGAGUGAUCGUAUGCUUUUUCACGUACAGAUUUACGCUGGCUUGAACAUAUUCUUUGGUAUGGCAAGCAUUGGAUUACUGACGGUUGUUGCUAUCGACCGAUACCUGACUAUCUGCAAACCUGACAUAGGUAUAGUAAGCACUGUUUUUAUUUUUUAGAGAAUUUAUUGUGUACAAUUUAAAAUGUAUUCAAUUUUCAAAUUAUAGUGUAGCAACAAAUGUGAGCAUGAGUUUAGUUAAAAGAAAGAUUAAAAAUCAAAUAGGAAGAACAGAGAGGGUUCCAGUGGCAGGUUGCCAAACCCCGAAAACAAACAGGAUACUGAAUGACCUGGAUAGGGUGAGCGAUAUAAGCAAUGGAUUUUUGUUACCCAAUACCCACAGAAGUAAUAAAACCCUGUCAAGGGGAAUCACCCCAGUGUGUACACAGUUACUAGUUGCUUCCAUGUGUUUUUCAUAAAGAUAGAUGUUACAAAGUUUUUUGUAAUUAUUUUGAUUUUGAAGAAUUCAGAGACUGCAGAAGGUAACAUUUGUACACAUUUGUAACAUUUGUACACCACCCACCCUGGUCCACCAUAUGUAAAUUAAUUUGCUCUUGGCAGGGCCGUCUUUAACGCAGGGCCGUCUUUAACGCAGGGCAAACAGGGCAGCUGCCCCGGGCCCUGUCCCAGCUGGGGGGCCCAAGACAGCUGCUCCGUUUGCCCUCUGCCCGCAAACUAUGGGGGCCCAUCGGGUGGCCUGUGUCAGCAGGAGCCCGGUCGGGCGCUGUGGCGCUUUAACAGCGCAACCAGGCCCUUGCUUUUUCGGCAGCACUGGAAGGAAGUGACAGCUGCGCGUCACUUCCUCCCACAGAAACAAGAGCCGCGCGGGAGGAAGGAGCUGUUCCGGAGGGGGCCAGGCCGGGAGAGCUUAACUCCCAGCCACGCCAGCCAGCCCACUGGACCCGAGGGAAGCCACCCUCUAGGAAAAGGUAAGAAACUGGAGGGUGGUUGUCAAAUUUUGCAUGAGUGUCUGUGUGUGUGUGUGAGUAUGUAUGAGUAUGUAUGUAUGUCUGUGUGUGUGAGUCUGUCAGUGUCUGUGUGGUUCUGUAUGUCUGUGUUUGUCAGUGUAUGUGUGUUUCAGUAUGUCCGUCAGUGUGUCAGUAUGUCUGUGUGUGUGAGUCGGUCAGUGUCUGUGUGGUUCAAUAUGUAUGUGUGUAUGUCUGGUUCAGUAUGGCUGUCUGUGAGUGUCAAAAUGUCUGUAUGUGUGUACGUCUGUCAGUGUCUUUGUGUAUGUAUGUUUCAGUAUGGCUGUCUGUGAGUGUCAAAAUGUCUGUAUGUGUGUACGUCUGUCAGUGUCUGUGUGUAUGUGUGUUUCAGUAUGUCUGUCUGUGUGUAUGUGUGCCAUAAUGUCUGUAUGUCUGUCAGUGUCCAUGUGGUUCUGUAUGUCUGUGUGUAUGUGUGUUUCAGUAUGGCUGUCUGUGUGUGUCUCUGUGUCAGUACGUCUGUCAGAAUGUGCCUUUCUAUCUGUAUGUUGUCCGUUUGUGUUUGUGUGUGUAUCUAUAUAUAGUCAGUGUGUAUCUGUAUGUGUCCGUGUUUGUAUAUGUAUAUCUGCAUGUGUGUCAGGUUGUGUAUCUGUGUGUCUGUGUGUCUGUAUGUCUGUAUGUGUGUCAGUGUGUGUACCUUUGUAUCUGCAUGUAUCAGUGUUUGUAUCUGUGUAUCUGCAUGUUUGUCAGGUUGUGUAUCUGUGUUUGUGUCUAUUUGUGUGUCAGUGUUCUAUAUGUAAGAGGAAAAAACUCACAGGCACUCCUUUUUCCUCUUGGAUUAUUGUACUGGGAUUGCUGGUCCUGCUCUGGAGCACCCUUGGCCGUUGGGACUGGGUGCGGUUCUCAUCACUUACUCUGCUCAGUGUUCUAUAUGUAGUCUGUGUGUAUCUGUAUGUUCUUGUGUGUAUCUAUAUGCGGUCAGUGUGUAUCUGCAUGUGUGUCAGGUUUUGUAUUUGUGUGUAUCUAUAUGUAGUCGGGGGGCCCAAGUAAAUGCUUGCCCAGGGUCCAAUCUGAAUUAAAGACGGCCCUGGCUCUUGGAAUUUGUUUUCGUGGCGCUUUUGGAGUGCCGUUAGCCCUCGGGGGCCCCCCUCCCUCGGCGCUGAUGGGGUUAAAACCCCUUCAGCCACUUACCUUAAUCCAGCGCCAGGCUCCCUCCCUUGGGUGGAGCUGAAUGCGCACGCGAGGCCAGAGGCGCGUGCAUGCAUUCAAACCUGCCCAUAGGAAAGCAUUACUCAAUGACAUCCACUAGAGAACAGACAGCCACCAGAGGCUGGAUUAACCCAGCAGUCUAAAUAUAGCAGUUUCUCUGAAAUUGCUAUGUUUUCAGCUUCAGGGUUAAAACUAGGAGGACCUGGCACCCAGACCAUUUCAUUGAGCUGAAGUGGUCUGAGUGUCUAUAGUGGUCCUUCAAACAAAAAUCUGCACACCAUUCAAGCCAUAAGACUUGCUUUUCCAACAGAAAUCGCAGAUCUGCAGUGAUGGUACUACCGCAAAGGAUUCUGGGUGGACACAUGCAACAAAGAAUCAUGUUUGUGCCUCAUUCCAUUUUAAACAUGGAUUCCUAUGAGUCUGUGUUUGCUGUAUACAACAUAAAUGCUCUCUGUAACCUCCUCCUUUGGCCUUAUGCAAUGAUCCAAUACAGCGGGAAACACUCUUGAUAUCGCCUUCACCAAUCUCUGUACCGUCUCUAAUAUUUCCAAUAUUCCUUUUCCUCUAUCUGACCACCAUCUGCUGACUUUUGACAUCGGCAUACCUAAGACCCAAUUGACACCACCGUCUGAACAUCAAUCUCACUGGAUGGCUGCCCACUUCCUUAAACUCAACUUGACCAAAACUGAAAUUCUAGUCUUUCGUCCCUCAAGUGUUGCUACUCCUGUGUCUGUCUCCCUCCAAGUCAACAGUGCUAUCAUCUGCUCCACCACGCAGGCUCGCUGCCUAGGUGUUCUCUUUGACUCCGACCUCUCCUUCACACCUCAUGUUCAGUCUAUCGCCAAAUCCUGUCGUUUCCAUCUCAAAAACAUUGCGCGCAUCUGACCCUACUUAACGCCAGAUGCAACUAAGGUGCUGGUCCAUUCCAUUGUCCUUUCUCACCUUGACUACUGUAAUCCGCUUCCCAGUGGUCUUACGUGCUCCAAACUUGCGCCGUUACAGUCCAUAAUGAAUGCUGCGGCGAGGCUCAUCUUCCUGUCCGCCAGCACCUCCCAUGCCUCACCCUUCUGUCAGUCCUUACAUUGGCUUCCUGUAGGAUAUAGGGCUCAAUUUAAAUUCUGGUUCUAUCCUCACCAAUACACAAGUAUGUCCCGUCUAGGCCCUUACACUCUGCUGAAGACUUGCGUCUAUUCUGUCCGUACUCCCACCUCUGAUGCUCGCCUUGAAGACUUCUCCAGGACUGCACCGUUCCUAUGGAACUCACUUCCCUCCUCCGUUAGAUGCUCACCCAGUCUCCACGCCUUAAAAAAAUAAUUAAAAACCCACUUCUUCAUAAAAGCGUAUCAAUUAAACUGUUAAUAACAACUGUCAUUAGUCUAAUACUAUCCUUACCUUUUGUGUCACUUUACCCCACUCCCUCUAGCAUGUAAGCUCAUUGAGCAGGGCCCUUAGCCCCUCUGUUCCUGUGUGUCCAACUUGUCUGGUUACAACUACAUGUCUGUUCGUCCACCCACUGUAAAGCGCCUUGGAAUGUAUGUAUGUACAUGUACCUGAAUAUUCCUACUUGUAAUGUGUGAAGAUACAAAAAAGCGAUAUGUGUGCACAAACCACAGUGCAAUAAGUGCUCAACAGAUAAAUAGCAGAAAAAGACCUCCCUGAAUCAGGUAGGAUUUCCCCGAAGACUUCCUCCUGUCUUCAACAGAACAUGUAUAGAAAAAAAGGGGACGAUCUGCUAAACAAAUAACAAGAACAGGUCAUAGCGCAUAACUGUGUAUAUGAAUAAACCAAAUGUGUAGUUUUCAAAUGGCCACUCACACUUUCGUUGAAAUAUAAAUGCCUUGGAACUGAAUUGCUCUUUUCAGCAAAAUUGCUCUUUUCAGCAUAAAUGCCCUUCCAGGAAUGAUUCUUCCACCACUUUUAAACUCUCAUGGAAUAGUUAAAAGGUGUGUGCUCAAAGAAAAAAACAGAACUUGUAGUACAUAUUUAAAAAUGUAGAAAAAAUAAUUUAAUCACUUACAUCUAAAUAUAAAACAAUGGAUGUAUUCUCACUGUCACCACCAGGGGUCCUACGCGUUUCGUCCGUAUGUAGGACUUCCUCAGGGACUUCAGUGACCAGAAAUGACAGCAUACAAAUGAACAAUAAACAACCCUUCCCUUCACCACCCUUUAUACCUCCCCCAAUGUCCACAAAACUCUUUAUCCGAAUCAGGUGCUUGAAAUUUCAGUUCGACGGCCGAUAUCUAUGACGUCAUCCACAUGCGUCCGUCGGUUUCGCAUGCGUUCCACCAUGCGUUCCACUGCCGAAACCCGGAAGUGCUUUAUGCCUUCUAUGUAUGAAUCACGUAUUUCUAUUCCAAGUCCCUCUCAUUAGAGGCAGAUUUAAUUUACAUAGAUCGGAGGCAAGAAGAAAGGGGGGGGAGAGGGAAAAGGGAGGAUUAUACACUUCAAACAGUACUACAAGAUUCCAAAUAUAUAUAACUAACACAGCCUCAUUAUACUUGAUAACAAAAAACUAUAUACACUAUAUAGUAUAUAUGAAUCUAAUUAAAAUCAAAUAAAGAUAUAUAUAAUAGUAAAUAAACAGACUAACAUAACAAAAAAUAACAAAAAUAAAUACAUAAUGUAAAAAAUAUAAUGUAAUAUAAAAAAAAUAAUAUAAAAAAAUAAAAAUGAAAGUAAAAUAAAAUAAUAUAAAAAUAAAAAAUAAAAAAUAAAAUAUAAAAAAUAUAAAAAAUAAAAAUAAAGAAAAAUAAAUAAAAAUGAGAAUAAAAAUGAAAAAUAAAAUAAAAAUAUAGCACACACACUUAUAAGGUGGAUAAAACGUGAUAUCCCAAUUUAUGUUGCAUUUUUUAAAAUAUUCCAAAAGAUAUAGAGUAUCCAUACAUUAUUAUUUUUCUCCUCUUUUUUCCUUUGAUGAGAUAUUGAAAACAUCCAGAAAAGGAGAUUUAUUAAUUUUAACGUUAUCAUUGGAUAAAAUUAAGAAAUUAAAUUGAAUUAUAAAAUAUAGGAUAGAAUUCCAUAAAUGUAAAAAAUAGAAUUCGAUCCAUCCCCUGUCCUCUUUUUUCUUUUUUUUUUUCUUUUUUUCUUUUAGUGGAAUGUCAAAGACAUCCCACAAAGAGCUGUUGGUUGAUUUUAAAGUUGUUCUUGAUAUAAAAAAUAAAAUAGAUUAUAUUAAAAAAAUUAAAUAAAAUUUGAUGAAUGGAAAAAGUAUACUUAUGAUUGAAAUUUAAUUGAAUUCAAAAAACGUCAAAUCUCAGAAUGCAGAUUAAAAAUCUGUAAACACAAAUCCGACGCAGUUGGAAUCCAACAAAUCCCAGUAUAUAUAAAUCUGAUAUAAUGAGAAUUCAUUGAAUUUCAGAAUAUAUAAAAGGACAAUUUGUCCAUCCCAAAACCCAUUCAAAUUUAAUGAUACAAAAAUAUUCUACUAUGAUAUUUAUGAUGUGGAAAAAUUAUUACCUAUACUAUAAAAAAUAUAUAGAAAAAAUGCAACAUUUACACUAAUGGUGCAAAAAGGUACCUACAUAGUAUUAAUUUUCAAAAAAGCUCCAUAGGUCUAUAUCCAAAUUCAACCCAUGUGGUUGCAACGUUUUUAAUUUGUUUAUCCAAAAAAUCUCCCUUUGCGAGAGCUUUUUCAUUAAAUUGCCCCCUCUCCAAUAAGGGUCAACCCGCUCUAUACCCAUGAAGGAAAAAUUAUUCCAAUUAAAUUUUCUGCAACUAGUGCAAUGAAUCGGUACUAUAUGUUUUGUUGACUUUUUCCUAAUAUUAUUUUGAUGUUCCAAAAUUCUCUCUUUCAAUUUUCGACCCGUUCUUCCCACAUACUGUUUCCCACAUGGGCACUGUAGCAGGUAGACCACAUACCUCGAGUUGCAAUUUAUAUUAGAUUUAACUUUAAAUUUCUCUUUGGUAGUUGUACUUAUAAAUUCUUUUUUCUGUAUAUACCUCUGGUUCUUGCAAGCCUUACAUGAAUUACAAGGAUUAAAACCUUUAAUAUUAGAAAGUGUACCUUUGCGUCCGAUUUUUAAUGCGUAGCUUGGAGCUAAUAUAUUUUUCAAAUUUUUAGUUUUUUUGAAAAUUAUUGGUGCUUUUUUUGGGAGUACCUUUCCUAAUAUGGGGUCUUUGCACAAAAUAUCCCAAUGUCUGUUUAAAAUCUUUUUUAUAUUCCAAUGUUGUGUAUUAUAUUGUGUAAUAAACGAAAACUGAUAAUCUUUUUUUGGGAUUGUUUUCUUUGGAUUUGGUUUCAAAAGACUUUUCCUAUCUUUCUUUUCAAUUUCUUGAAUUUCUUUCUCCAAUGGUGCUAAUUCAUAUUUUUUAGUUAAAAAUUUAUUUUUCAAGUGUUUGGCCUGUUCAUGGUAAUCUAUAUCUCUUGAGCAAUUUCGUCGUAUUCUUGUUAGUUGGCUUCUUGGGAUGGUUUCCAACCAUUUAUCAUGAUGACAGCUUUUUCUGUGUAUGUAACUGUUACCAUCAGUUUUUUUAAAAUAACAUUUAGACUGUAUAGUCUGAUUUUCAACAAAAAAGCAGACAUCUAAAAAAUUAAUUGUAAUAGGGUCUAUCUCACAUGUGAAUUUUAAGCCAUAAUCAUUAUUACCAAUAUAAUCCAAAAAUAACUGCAGUUCUUUAUGUGAUCCUUGCCAAAUCAUUAUAACGUCAUCAAUAAAACGUUUCCAUAGGACCAGGUUCGCUACCCAGCCAUGCCCCCUCCAUAUGUGGUUGGAUUCCCAAUCCCGCAUAUAUAUGUUGGCAUAGCCGGGGGCGAACCUGGUCCCCAUUGCCGUACCAGUGAUUUGGAGAUAGAAUGAGUCAUCGAAGAAAAAAUAAUUGUGCUUCAAGAUGUAAUGAAUGCUUUUAAGUAUAAAAUUUCGAAAAUCUGGUGAAACACUUUCAUCUCUCUCCAUGACCCACUCUACUGCAAUCAGACCCUUGUGAUGUUUAAUGAUUGUGUAGAGAGAUGAAACAUCUAUAGUUACCCAAAUGAAAUCGUCUUUCCAUUUUAUAUCUUCUACUAUUCUUAAAAUAUGUGAGGUAUCUUUCAAAUAAGAGGGUGCCUCUUGGGCAUAUUUUUGAAGAUUGUAAUCUACAAAUUCUGACAAAUGUGCAGAUACCGAAUCAAUGCCACUAAUAAUUGGCCUUCCCGGAGGUGUGAUAGGAUUUUUGUGUAACUUGGGCAAAAAAAAAAAUAAAAAAUAGGAAUUAUGGGAAAAUUGUUAAAUAAAAAUUCCAUAUUAUUUUUAGAAAUGAUGCCUUCCUCAAAUGCCUGGUUUAACAGGAUUUUGAGAAUAGAGUUAAAUCUUUUUGUUGGAUCUUCUGUGAGUUUUGUGUAAGUAUUUGUUUCUCCUAAGAUGUUAUAUGCUUCCUCCAUAUAAUAGUCUUUGGUCAUAAUGACUAUGGCUCCACCUUUAUCGGCCUCUUUUAUAAUUAUAGACUCCAUUUUUUGUAGUUUGGCUACACUUGCCGAUUCCUCUUUACUCAUAUUGUAUUUAUUUUUCUGACAAUUGCUUUCUUUUUCCAAUUUCUCCAAAUCAUGGCAUACCAUGUUGUUAAAGGUCUCUAGGAAGGGACCUCUAUCUCCAACUGGAUAGAAAUUAGACUUUCUUUUAAAAGAAUUUUGUUUAUUGAAAGCCUCACUAGAUGUUAUAGAAACUUCUGUAUCUCUUUUUAGAAAAAAUCUUUUCAAUGUCAUUUUACGGAUAUAUUUUUGAAGAUCUAUAUAUGUAUUAAAAUGAUUCAUCUUCUGAUUUGGGGCAAAUUUUAAUCCCUUAUUGAGCGCUUUUAAAUCACUAGUUGAUAAUUCUAUAUCAGUUAGAUUAUAGACUCCAUAUUGUUUUUCUAAUUCCUUUUUCUCAGGAAGUCCUCCCUUCGGGGAUCUUCCUCUGACCUCUUUCUUUUUGGUGGGGUUAGCUGACUUUCUCGUGGGGUUUCCUUGAUGUUGUGUCGGGGUUUGAAAAAUUGGGUGAUUCUCCCUUCUUUGGGAUUGGAUUCCCUCCCUAAAAAAAGAUUUUCCCUUUCUUUUUGAUUUCCUUGAUUGGUAUUGGCCACCUGUGCAUAAGUUCUUUUUGGUGAAUAACAAUAAUUUGGAGAGAUAGACUCCUCUCUUUCCUUCUGUCUAGUGUAUCUCGGUGACUUUCUUAAAAGUUUGUGAUUGUUUAUUUGUGAUGGUCUAUUUGGAGAGGAGUAUCUUUUUCUAUUCGUUGGAGAAAAGUGUCCAUUUCUAUCUUUUGGUGAAUAUCUAGAGUGAUUGGUUGAAUCAUACUUUUUAUAAGUGGAGUAAUCAUCUUUUUUUAAUUUAUUCCCAUAACCAACAUCAAAAUUCCUUGUAUUUCUUUUAAAGUGAUUAUUAUAUGUGUGUCUAUUCUUAAUUUUAUUUGUUGUGGAAAAAGUAUUAUAUUUUUUAUCAUUUCUAUCUCUCCUCAUUUUAUUGUUUUUUGUUUCAGCAAUUCUUUCUUCAUGCGUUCCACUGCCGAAACCCGGAAGUGCUUUAUGCCUUCUAUGUAUGAAUCACGUAUUUCUAUUCCAAGUCCCUCUCAUUAGAGGCAGAUUUAAUUUACAUAGAUCGGAGGCAAGAAGAAAGGGGGGGGAGAGGGAAAAGGGAGGAUUAUACACUUCAAACAGUACUACAAGAUUCCAAAUAUAUAUAACUAACACAGCCUCAUUAUAGCCUUUAUACAAAGUCUAAUGAAAUUGAUAAUUGAAUUUGAAAAAGAAAGUAGAGAUCAAACUGAAAACGAUAUAAAAUCAUUAGAAACAGGGGGAACCCUUAAUAGGGAUCAAAUUGGAUAUAAAGAAAAAGAACAGGAAGUUUGUAAAACAAUUAAUCAAUUAGAAGAAAGAAUUGCUGAAACAAAAAACAAUAAAAUGAGGAGAGAUAGAAAUGAUAAAAAAUAUAAUACUUUUUCCACAACAAAUAAAAUUAAGAAUAGACACACAUAUAAUAAUCACUUUAAAAGAAAUACAAGGAAUUUUGAUGUUGGUUAUGGGAAUAAAUUAAAAAAAGAUGAUUACUCCACUUAUAAAAAGUAUGAUUCAACCAAUCACUCUAGAUAUUCACCAAAAGAUAGAAAUGGACACUUUUCUCCAACGAAUAGAAAAAGAUACUCCUCUCCAAAUAGACCAUCACAAAUAAACAAUCACAAACUUUUAAGAAAGUCACCGAGAUACACUAGACAGAAGGAAAGAGAGGAGUCUAUCUCUCCAAAUUAUUGUUAUUCACCAAAAAGAACUUAUGCACAGGUGGCCAAUACCAAUCAAGGAAAUCAAAAAGAAAGGGAAAAUCUUUUUUUAGGGAGGGAAUCCAAUCCCAAAGAAGGGAGAAUCACCCAAUUUUUCAAACCCCGACACAACAUCAAGGAAACCCCACGAGAAAGUCAGCUAACCCCACCAAAAAGAAAGAGGUCAGAGGAAGAUCCCCGAAGGGAGGACUUCCUGAGAAAAAGGAAUUAGAAAAACAAUAUGGAGUCUAUAAUCUAACUGAUAUAGAAUUAUCAACUAGUGAUUUAAAAGCGCUCAAUAAGGGAUUAAAAUUUGCCCCAAAUCAGAAGAUGAAUCAUUUUAAUACAUAUAUAGAUCUUCAAAAAUAUAUCCGUAAAAUGACAUUGAAAAGAUUUUUUCUAAAAAGAGAUACAGAAGUUUCUAUAACAUCUAGUGAGGCUUUCAAUAAACAAAAUUCUUUUAAAAGAAAGUCUAAUUUCUAUCCAGUUGGAGAUAGAGGUCCCUUCCUAGAGACCUUUAACAACAUGGUAUGCCAUGAUUUGGAGAAAUUGGAAAAAGAAAGCAAUUGUCAGAAAAAUAAAUACAAUAUGAGUAAAGAGGAAUCGGCAAGUGUAGCCAAACUACAAAAAAUGGAGUCUAUAAUUAUAAAAGAGGCCGAUAAAGGUGGAGCCAUAGUCAUUAUGACCAAAGACUAUUAUAUGGAGGAAGCAUAUAACAUCUUAGGAGAAACAAAUACUUACACAAAACUCACAGAAGAUCCAACAAAAAGAUUUAACUCUAUUCUCAAAAUCCUGUUAAACCAGGCAUUUGAGGAAGGCAUCAUUUCUAAAAAUAAUAUGGAAUUUUUAUUUAACAAUUUUCCCAUAAUUCCUAUUUUUUAUUUUUAUUUUUUGCCCAAGUUACACAAAAAUCCUAUCACACCUCCGGGAAGGCCAAUUAUUAGUGGCAUUGAUUCGGUAUCUGCACAUUUGUCAGAAUUUGUAGAUUACAAUCUUCAAAAAUAUGCCCAAGAGGCACCCUCUUAUUUGAAAGAUACCUCACAUAUUUUAAGAAUAGUAGAAGAUAUAAAAUGGAAAGACGAUUUCAUUUGGGUAACUAUAGAUGUUUCAUCUCUCUACACAAUCAUUAAACAUCACAAGGGUCUGAUUGCAGUAGAGUGGGUCAUGGAGAGAGAUGAAAGUGUUUCACCAGAUUUUCGAAAUUUUAUACUUAAAAGCAUUCAUUACAUCUUGAAGCACAAUUAUUUUUUCUUCGAUGACUCAUUCUAUCUCCAAAUCACUGGUACGGCAAUGGGGACCAGGUUCGCCCCCGGCUAUGCCAACAUAUAUAUGCGGGAUUGGGAAUCCAACCACAUAUGGAGGGGGCAUGGCUGGGUAGCGAACCUGGUCCUAUGGAAACGUUUUAUUGAUGACGUUAUAAUGAUUUGGCAAGGAUCACAUAAAGAACUGCAGUUAUUUUUGGAUUAUAUUGGUAAUAAUGAUUAUGGCUUAAAAUUCACAUGUGAGAUAGACCCUAUUACAAUUAAUUUUUUAGAUGUCUGCUUUUUUGUUGAAAAUCAGACUAUACAGUCUAAAUGUUAUUUUAAAAAAACUGAUGGUAACAGUUACAUACACAGAAAAAGCUGUCAUCAUGAUAAAUGGUUGGAAACCAUCCCAAGAAGCCAACUAACAAGAAUACGACGAAAUUGCUCAAGAGAUAUAGAUUACCAUGAACAGGCCAAACACUUGAAAAAUAAAUUUUUAACUAAAAAAUAUGAAUUAGCACCAUUGGAGAAAGAAAUUCAAGAAAUUGAAAAGAAAGAUAGGAAAAGUCUUUUGAAAUCAAAUCCAAAGAAAACAAUCCCAAAAAAAGAUUAUCAGUUUUCGUUUAUUACACAAUAUAAUACACAACAUUGGAAUAUAAAAAAGAUUUUAAACAGACAUUGGGAUAUUUUGUGCAAAGACCCCAUAUUAGGAAAGGUACUCCCAAAAAAAGCACCAAUAAUUUUCAAAAAAACUAAAAAUUUGAAAAAUAUAUUAGCUCCAAGCUACGCAUUAAAAAUCGGACGCAAAGGUACACUUUCUAAUAUUAAAGGUUUUAAUCCUUGUAAUUCAUGUAAGGCUUGCAAGAACCAGAGGUAUAUACAGAAAAAAGAAUUUAUAAGUACAACUACCAAAGAGAAAUUUAAAGUUAAAUCUAAUAUAAAUUGCAACUCGAGGUAUGUGGUCUACCUGCUACAGUGCCCAUGUGGGAAACAGUAUGUGGGAAGAACGGGUCGAAAAUUGAAAGAGAGAAUUUUGGAACAUCAAAAUAAUAUUAGGAAAAAGUCAACAAAACAUAUAGUACCGAUUCAUUGCACUAGUUGCAGAAAAUUUAAUUGGAAUAAUUUUUCCUUCAUGGGUAUAGAGCGGGUUGACCCUUAUUGGAGAGGGGGCAAUUUAAUGAAAAAGCUCUCGCAAAGGGAGAUUUUUUGGAUAAACAAAUUAAAAACGUUGCAACCACAUGGGUUGAAUUUGGAUAUAGACCUAUGGAGCUUUUUUGAAAAUUAAUACUAUGUAGGUACCUUUUUGCACCAUUAGUGUAAAUGUUGCAUUUUUUCUAUAUAUUUUUUAUAGUAUAGGUAAUAAUUUUUCCACAUCAUAAAUAUCAUAGUAGAAUAUUUUUGUAUCAUUAAAUUUGAAUGGGUUUUGGGAUGGACAAAUUGUCCUUUUAUAUAUUCUGAAAUUCAAUGAAUUCUCAUUAUAUCAGAUUUAUAUAUACUGGGAUUUGUUGGAUUCCAACUGCGUCGGAUUUGUGUUUACAGAUUUUUAAUCUGCAUUCUGAGAUUUGACGUUUUUUGAAUUCAAUUAAAUUUCAAUCAUAAGUAUACUUUUUCCAUUCAUCAAAUUUUAUUUAAUUUUUUUAAUAUAAUCUAUUUUAUUUUUUAUAUCAAGAACAACUUUAAAAUCAACCAACAGCUCUUUGUGGGAUGUCUUUGACAUUCCACUAAAAGAAAAAAAGAAAAAAAAAAAGAAAAAAGAGGACAGGGGAUGGAUCGAAUUCUAUUUUUUACAUUUAUGGAAUUCUAUCCUAUAUUUUAUAAUUCAAUUUAAUUUCUUAAUUUUAUCCAAUGAUAACGUUAAAAUUAAUAAAUCUCCUUUUCUGGAUGUUUUCAAUAUCUCAUCAAAGGAAAAAAGAGGAGAAAAAUAAUAAUGUAUGGAUACUCUAUAUCUUUUGGAAUAUUUGAAAAAAUGCAACAUAAAUUGGGAUAUCACGUUUUAUCCACCUUAUAAGUGUGUGUGCUAUAUUUUUAUUUUAUUUUUCAUUUUUAUUCUCAUUUUUCUUUAUUUUUCUUUAUUUUUAUUUUUUAUAUUUUUUAUAUUUUAUUUUUUAUUUUUUAUUUUUAAUUUAUUUUAUUUUACUUUCAUUUUUAUUAUUUUUUAUAUUAUUUUUUUAUAUUACAUUAUAUUUUUUACAUUAUGUAUUUAUUUUUGUUAUUUUUUGUUAUGUUAGUCUGUUUAUUUACUAUUAUAUAUCUUUAUUUGAUUUUAAUUAGAUUCAUAUAUACUAUAUAGUGUAUAUAGUUUUUUGUUAUCAAGUAUAAUGAGGCUGUGUUAGUUAUAUAUAUUUGGAAUCUUGUAGUACUGUUUGAAGUGUAUAAUCCUCCCUUUUCCCUCUCCCCCCCCUUUCUUCUUGCCUCCGAUCUAUGUAAAUUAAAUCUGCCUCUAAUGAGAGGGACUUGGAAUAGAAAUACGUGAUUCAUACAUAGAAGGCAUAAAGCACUUCCGGGUUUCGGCAGUGGAACGCAUGGUGGAACGCAUGCGAAACCGACGGACGCAUGUGGAUGACGUCAUAGAUAUCGGCCGUCGAACUGAAAUUUCAAGCACCUGAUUCGGAUAAAGAGUUUUGUGGACAUUGGGGGAGGUAUAAAGGGUGGUGAAGGGAAGGGUUGUUUAUUGUUCAUUUGUAUGCUGUCAUUUCUGGUCACUGAAGUCCCUGAGGAAGUCCUACAUACGGACGAAACGCGUAGGACCCCUGGUGGUGACAGUGAGAAUACAUCCAUUGUUUUAUAUUUAGAUGUAAGUGAUUAAAUUAUUUUUUCUACAUUUUUAAAUAUGUACUACAAGUUCUGUUUUUUUCUUUGAGCACACACCUUUUAACUAUUCCAUGAGAGUUUAAAAGUGGUGGAAGAAUCAUUCCUGGAAGGGCAUUUAUGCUGAAAAGAGCAAUUUUGCUGAAAAGAGCAAUUCAGUUCCAAGGCAUUUAUAUUUCAAUGAAAGUGUGAGUGGCCAUUUGAAAACUACACAUUUGGUUUAUUCAUAUACACAGUUAUGCGCUAUGCACUGUUCUUGUUAUUUGUUUAGCAGAUCGUCCCCUUUUUUUCUAUACUUGUAAUGUGUGAAUAUAGUGAGUGUAUGCAGUAGUGUAAAUGCAUGCAGUGUUAAAGAUAAUGUUGACACUGGUUAGAGUAAAGGGGUGGAUUAAUGUUAGAGAGGGGUUAACAUAAACAGUUAGAUUACAUAGGAUGUUUAAUGUUAACAAAAAUAACAGUUUGAGAAGGGUUACAGUUGUAGUUUAUGAGCUUUUAAGGAUCAGAGUAAGGUUACAUUUGGAUAUAGGGGGUGAUUCUAGAUUGUUGGAUUAAAUUUAGUAUUGGGGCAUAUGAGGUGUUACAUUUUUAAGAGAAGUUGGGCUUCUCCUGUGUGAGAGGUUACUAGUGAAAGAUAAUAAGUGAUCCCUUCCUCUUCCUUUCCACACAUACAUACAUACCAGUGGCUGAACUUCACAUUUGCUGAGGAGGCCACUCUGACUCCAAUACAACAAUAUUGUAUUGGAAGGUGUAUUCUGUGUCCCCAAGCCACAGAGGGCACCAGAGUCUGUGCCCAGAGAUUUAGUUGUGCGUUUUCAAACCACAGAGAUAAGGCUGUGAUGCUGGCAGCCCUCAGAGGAUCCUUGCCUUACGCAUUCAAGAACAUGGCCCACACCUUCUAUGCUGACCUAUCGGGCAGCACUCUGCCUACACAACCGCUUAUGUUGUGGCCACCAACUGGGCUUUGACUGAUACCUUAAACCGAGUAUACCCACCAUAAGUGGGCUGUAUAUAGUAUAGAAUUGUUUGCAUGUUUAUUCCUUACCAUAUGUUUUAUAUUUUUAUCUAUACCUUUCACUUUACGAAGAAAUAUUUCACACCCCGCUCUCAGUUGGGUUGGCUAUGUGCCCAACACUGCCUUCCCCUGCCUCAAGAUAUGCACACAUAGCUGAAACGGUUCUCCUAGGCCUUGAGGCGUAAAACUUUAUUCCUAGCAUACUGUCCUAGAUGAGAAGGAGGCACAUGUUUUUAUGCAUGACAUUAAGCGCUUUAACUCCUCUAAUACUAACCCUAGUAUUCUAGCAUACCACACAUGACUGCAUUAAUUGUAGUAAGUUUACUCACACUACCCCAAAAACUGGUUCGGAUGGGCAGUUUCUGCAUAACUCUUUUACUAUCCUCAGAACACUGUGCUUUUCUUUGACUAUAAUGCCAUUGUUUCCUUAUGUAUGUUUCUAAAAUGCUUGCCAAUGCUGUUGUGGCAUUGCAAGAUCUUUUGUUAUCAUAUGCACAGAAAAAUAAAAAUAAAGAAUAUUAAAAAAUGUAAAAAUAAAAAUGAACAUGCCUGAGAAAUCCUUGUUUGUUAACAGUGGAGUUAUAUUUGAAAAGUCUAGUCAAAGUAUUUAGUAAUUUUACUGCUCAGCAUAGCUAUGUCUCUUACCUCAUUUUGCUUAUUCUGCAGACACAAUGUGUUCAUUAAUAUAUUUUGAUAGCAUUAUGUUAUUGAACCUCUUUUUAAAUAUAUGAAAAAUUAGGUUAUAUUUAAUUCUACAUCUGCUCUCAGACCUUCUUUAAGAGAGCCAAUAUGUAAAUUAAAUUCACCCAGCAUUCUAACACUUCAUGUAUUCCAGGAAGAAGAAUUACAGGCUGUCACUAUGCGGCUCUUAUCCUUGCUGCAUGGAUAAAUGCUGUCUUCUGGUCUGUGAUGCCCAUAGUGGGAUGGUCAAGUUAUGCUCCUGAUCCCACUGGAGCUACAUGUACCAUUAAUUGGAGGAAAAAUGAUGCGUAAGAUUUUUAUCUUUUUUAUUUUUAUAUUACUUUAUAUAUUUUUUUUUUUUUAAAUUCUUUAUUUUAUUCGUGCAUAGAUUUAACAAGCAGUUUUGCACUGCCACGACAGCUGGUGCAAACAUAAAUGAAACAUGUGGUGACAGUAAUGUGGCAUAAGAAACAUUGCACAUUUUUAUAUAAACUAACAGAAUUAUGCUUAAUAAGAGUUCGCCAUGCUUAAUGAGAUUUAGUUAUGUUUAGUAGGAUUUAGUAUUGCGUAACAUGCCUAUUCUAUGCUGUCACUUAGCGUUAAGAUAAGGCUUAUGUUAAACACACUAUUCUAAGGACUCACUGCUGCAUGUCGUUCAAUAGUAGUACGAAAAGUUGUAAGUCCACGUUUAUCAUGUAUUAGUUUAACAGUUGUUAACCAAGGUUAAGUGGCAGGAGCCUGGCUUGGAAUCUGGGCCGUGCCGUCGAGCUACCAAGUGUCUUGUCAGACUUGUGUGCUUGCUGCACGAUGAGUGUCUGGGCUUUAGGGUGUUGCUAGCGGCAGCUCUGUCCCAUGAGGUGCGUUAGGCAGUGGCUAGAGUCCAGCACUGUGCCCUUGUGGGGAUUCCCCUUUCAGCCGAUACCCACUGGGUGUUCCGUUGUGUUCAUCCUGGGGUUGUCUUGCCCGGGGAUGGCCCGCUUGCUUAGUGGGGUGAUGGUGGUAAUGCUGUCGCGUAUAGACAGUUGCCCCCUCGGUGCUCUCGGUCCGGUCGAUCGCGGGUUAAUUUUUUGCCGGUCAGUCAUCAAACCUGCCGGAGUGUAAUUUUUAUCGCUGUCAACUCUGCUAGUCCCUCUGUGUCGGGUUGCGCUUUGCUGGACAGCUGUUGCUGGGACCGCUUGUUGGUAAGCAGGUCGGGUACUCUUGUGGGUUCCGUGCUCGAGUUUGAGGUUGCGUGUAUUGCCGCGCGGGGGGUUCCACCACAGGCAACGGCGGGUCGCCGGGCGGAUCCACGCCGCCGCCGCUAUCACCGCCAGUCUAUAUAUAUACACACACAUAUAUACAGUUGCAAGAAAAAGUAUGUGAACCCUUUGGAAUCAUAUGGAUUUCUGCACAAAUUGGUCAUAAAAUGUGAUCUGAUCAUCAUCUAAGUCACAACAAUAGACAAUCACAGUCUGCUUAAACUAAUAACACACAAAGAAUGAAAUGUUGCCAUGUUGUUAUUGAACACACCAUGUAAACAUUCACAGUGCAAAUGGAAAAAGUAUGUGAACCCCUAGACUAAUGACAUCUCCAAGAGCUAAUUGGAGUGAGAUGUCAGCCAACUGGAGUCCAAUCAAUUAGAUGAGAUUGGAGGUGUUGGUUACAGCUGCCCUGCCCUAUAAAAAACACACACCGGUUCUGGGUUUGCUUUUCACAAGAAGCAUUGCCUGAUGUGAAUGAUACCUUGCACAAAAGAGCUCUCAGAAGACCUACGAUUAAGAAUUGUUAACUUGCAUAAAGCUGGAAAGGGUUAUAAAAGUAUCUCCAAAAGCCUUGCUGUUCAUCAGUCCACGGUAAGACAAAUUGUCUAUGAAUGGAGAAAGUUCAGCACUGCUGCUACUCUCCCUAGGAGUGGCCGUCCUGUAAAGAUGACUGCAAGAGCACAGCGUAGACUGCUCAAUGAGGUGAAGAGGAAUCCUAGAGUGUCAGCUAAAGACUUACAAAAGUCACUGGCAAAUGCUAACAUCCCUGUUAGCGAACUUACAAUACGUAAAACACUAAACAAGAAUGGAUUUCAUGGGAGGAUACCACAGAGGAAGCCACUGCUGUCCAAACAAAGCAUUGCUGCAGGUUUACAGUAUGUACAAGAGCACCUGGAUGUUCCACAGCAGUACUGGCAAAAUAUUCUGUGGACAGAUGACACUAAAGUUGAGUUGUUUGUAAGAAACACACAACACUAUGUGUGGUGAAAAAAAGGCACAGCACACCAACAUCAAAACUGUGAAGUAUGGUGGUGGGGGCAUCAUGGUUUGGGGCUGCUUUGCUGCAUCAGGGCCUGGACGGAUUGCUGUCAUCGAAGGAAAAAUUAAUUCCCAAGUUUAUCAAUACAUUUUGCAGGAGAACUUAAGGCCAUCUGUCUACCAGCUGAAGCUCAACAGAAGAUGGGUGUUGCAACAGGACAAUGACCCAAAGCAUAGAAGUAAAUCAACAACAGAAGAAAAUAUGCCUUCUGAAGUGGCCCAGUCAGAGUCCUGACCUCAACCUGAUUGAAAUGCUGUGGCAUGACCUCAAGAAAGCGAUUCACACCAGACAUCCCAAGAAUAUUGCUGAACUGAAAAAGUUCUGUAAAGAGGAAUGGUCAAGAAUUACUCCUGACCGUUGUGCAAGUCUGAUCUGGAACUAAGGAAACGUUUGGUUGAAGUUAUUGCUGCCAAAGGAGGUUCAAUCAGUUAUUAAAUCCAAGGGUUCAUAUACUUUUUCCACCUGCACUGUGAAUGUUUACAUGGUGUGUUCAAAGGGUUCAAAUACUUUUUCUUGCAACUGUGUACAUAUAUAUAUGUGUGUGUGUGUAUCUAUCAUUGUUUCAUUAAAUGUAACAAACUUUUCAAAAAUGAGAAGCAAACAUUUUGACAGUUGUACUUUUUUUUAAAAAAAACACCCUAACCAAUAAAUACGAUAUAUAAUGGUCUCUUUGUAUGCUGUGCUGCCACUCUUAUAAAAGGAAGUAGUAUGUUAACCAUUAUGAGACGUGUAAAGCGAUGGCUUGAUGAUAACCUGGGAAAUGUUCACUAGUGGCUUUUGGGAACAGAUUGCUAUAAUAUCUACUCUUUUGACCUGAUUUUAGUUACAUGACAGUAGAAGAUCUUGUCUCUAUAUGUUUUCAUACUGUGUCUUCUUAAACAGGUCUUUUGUGUCAUAUACAAUGAGUGUGGUUGCAAUAAAUUUUGUGAUCCCACUCCUGGUGAUGUUUUACUGUUAUUACAAUGUAUCCCGCACCAUGAAAGGAUAUACCAGCCGAAACAGUCUUGGCAACAGCAACGUGGACUGGUCAGAUCAAGCCGAUGUAACAAAGGUAAAUGAAAGAGAAUAUAUAAAGAGGAUAAAUUUCAGCACUGCGGUAUAUGUUUGGCGCUUUAUAAAUACCAUAAAUAAAUAUAGAGAAAAGAAUCAAAUAGAUAAGUAAAUAAAGGCUUAUAGAACUGUAGAAAUUCUUCAUCUCAUCUAUAUUAUUAGCAUAUAGGCCAGGAUAGUAUGACUUAUGUUUAACAAAUAUGUUUUUCAAUUCACCCCAACUCACUGUUUAAUAAAUUUCUGAUGAAUAGAUUAUACUGCAUGCGAGAUUAUAUAACGAAAAUGGGAAUUUUAGAAAAUAUUAAACUUUAAAUAUGUAGGACAAUUAUUUGGCCUAAAUAGGCUAAAUAUCUGUAAAGUGUAUUUGUAACUUGUAUUAAAUAUCUUUCACAUCCACAUCAAAAAAGAGGGAUUGACUGGGUGGAAAGGGGGUAACCCUUAGAAUAUACAAUUUUACAAGGAACAGAGUAAUGCCCAGAACUAAUGGUAGUAGUUUAAAACUGAACGUUUAAUAGUCUUCAAAGGUAAAACACUUGGAUGUAAAGUAAUUAUCAUAAAUAAAGAAUACAAAACAAAGUAUAUACACAAAUGUCAAUUAUCAAAAUAAAUAAAUCCAAAGUAUAUACACAUCCUGCACGUUCUCUGUAGGAAAGUAGCCUGCCAGGCUUCCUGUGAACAAGGGAAGGUAAAGUCAAACUUGGUAACAAGCAGUGACUGAUACAACAAAACACUGUUUCUGAGGCACUUUGCAACAGUGUAAAGUUUAAUGUUGCAAUUCCCUUGAAAAACUAACAGAAAAUGUUAAGUGGUAUUGAUGGAAUUGCUCCAGAGGAGAGCAAGAAUAUGUACAGCCAAUUAAACAGUGUUUUGAGUCUGUCUGAUAAGAAUAAUUAAUACUUUAGAGGAAGGAUGAAAAUAGUGUCAAGAUUAGUUCCAGCUGUUAUCCUAUUUAUAUGGUAUGGCUUCACGGUGUCUGAACUGGGCCUUCAUGGGCACCUAUAUAGAUCAAAAACUCACUAGCUAUUCUUAUAGCUGCGAACAACUUGGAUAAUGAUUAAAAACAGGCUCAGUUACACAGUUGACAAACUAAUAUCUCAGAAACUAUUCACAAAAGGAUAAACCUGAGCCGAGCCCCGACGUGCAUUUUGCCAUUCAGGCGACUCUUCAAGAGGAACUGAACAAUUUCAAGAUAAGUGGAUAUAUAUCCAGUUCGUUAUUCUGAUUGGCUACCACUGUCUAACCAAUCCGGAAUCAUUAUCUGGCAGUGACUUUAAGAUGAACCAUUCAUUAACUUAUGCAUAAUUGGGAGGAGUUGCACUCAACAAGGUCUAAGAUAUUAACAUAAAAUGUUAGUCCUGCACCCAUCAAGGAGUCACGUUUGUAUACCAGUUUACAAAGAAGGAAUUCUAAUCUUCCUCAUUCAUAAUUGAGAGGGGGCGAUUUAAAACAACAACAACACCACCAUUCAAAAUUGUAAUUCCGCCCUGAAAUACUACAAAGACAGGGGAAGCGAUCCAUAUCUCACAUCCAUAAGCUUCAGUCUUUCACUCAUCUAUUCUACAUGUUGUUCUUAAAGGAACACACCAUUGCCCAUAAAUUUGUUUUUUUUAAAUCACUGUGUAGUAGAUGUAGUUCCAAUGAAAACAUGCAUGCAUUUUUUUAUCACUGGGUAUAUUUAAAACAGCUUGCAAAAGCUGCAGAUCUCUUGUAAUACAGCUCAGUGAGAAGGCAGGAAGGCUAGCACAGGGUGCCUGCUGCCCCUGUUAGUCUUCCUUUAACCCCUUAAGGACCAAACUUCUGGAAUAAAAGGGAAUCAUGACAUGUCACAUAUGUCAUGUGUCCUUAAGGGGUUAAAGGAGAAGAAACCACACAUUGAAUCAAUUCCCAACUGUUUCUCAAAAAGGAAAAAAAAUAUAUAUAUACCAUGAUUCUGAACUUUAAGAUGCCUGUCUGGACCAAUCUGCAGUUAGUAUGACUUUGUAAUGCAAUUGUACUUUAGCUGGACAAUAUAACAAAAUUAUUGGCGAUACAGUCCAUUUAGAGGAAUAGAAUAAAGAUAGAUUGAUUUCAUAACCACUAGUGUAAGUUUAUUGUGGGCAAAUUGCUCUCACAAGCAGAAACUGGUAAUGUGGCAUUUAAAUGAAAUACUGCAGAUUUCCACUGGAGGAAUCUUCAAGCAAGUGCCUUCACCAUGUUUCUUGGAGUGUCAUGUAACUAAGAGCAGAAACACAAAAUAGUUCAGAUAUCUAGUAUAUUUUAAAACCAACGCACAGUUUAUUGUAUGCAACUUUCAUAUAAGAAUUAAUAGCAUAUUAUAUAAAAACUCACUUCUUCACGAAAGCAUAUCAAUUAAACUGUUAAUAACACCCAAUUGAUUCCUCUCCUGCAACUGUGAUUAAAAAACACACUAAGUCUUCUUCAGUGAAUACUAUUCUACCAACCUAUUAUUCUACUCCUACCCUUACCUUUUGUGUCACUUUACUCCACUCCCUCAUUAAGCAGGACCCACAACCCUUCUGUUCCUGUCCGUCCAACUUGUCUGGUUACAAUAACGUGUUUGAUAGUCCACCCAUUGUACAGCGCUGUGGAAUUUGUUGGCUCUAUAUGCAUAAUAAUAAUAAUCACAAAAUGUCACCUGACCAGAUAAUGUGCAGCUCCACUUCAGAAUUCUUCUUAACCUACACUUUUUGCCGAUUCAAAUCUCCUUAAAGGCAUCUAGUUAGCUAAAAAGGACACAAACCAAAUUACAAUCAAUACAAGUUUUAUGUCCUUUUUAACUCCCUGGGGGAGAUAUGUUGAUCACAUCUCUCAAUGCACUCAUCAUGGUAGUUUAAUAUGUAUGUUUUAAGGUUCUAGGCUAUUCAUGAUAAGUGCAUACCAACAUGCAAUCAGAACAGGAAUUCUGAAAUCACAAUAACUGAUGCAUACCUAAAUCACUGAUAUAUAUUUACCCAUAGGUAUUUCUAAUAAAAGCCACUGAAGGUGCAAGUUAGGAAUGCUGAAAAGGGCAUAUUUCUAACUAUAUCAUACUUUAUAAAAGGUAAACAUGCUUAAUUACUAGUUCUAGGUUUUAAUGGUCCAUUAAUCAAUUUUGGUGGCCUGUCACUAGCAAAAUAUACAUUUUUUACUACUCAUAUAAACAGCAUAUAUCCGCAUAUCAUUCAUGAAAACAUAGCAAAGUUAAAUUAUAUGUCUGUCUCUCUUUAAUAUUCAGGUGCAUGCAGUGGUGGCCUUAAGCACCGGCCUGUUCUGCCUGUAUAGCAAUAACAUCUAUUUUCUUAAUAUUUGAGAACAUUUUUUUUUUUUUUAAUGUUGAGGGGCUAUCCAAGUUAAAUAAAUUAAUAAAUAUAAUUACAAAACCCAGAGUGACACAGGACAUCAAAGCAGCUUUUGUUACUCUUGGCUUCUACAGAUGUUUGUAGAGCUGCCACAAUCAUUGCUGCUAAUGCAUUACUGAUAACGGAUGGUCAAGAUUAAUGAGACCACAGCAUUACAUUUACAUGGAAACUUAUAGAAGAUUUUAUUGGGGACAGUAUUAGUGUGUGUAAAAUGUGACCAUUUUCACAUAUUUCUAAUGUCUCAUGUUUGUGAUGGUCAAGUUGGUACACGGUGGUUACUUGCUGUAGUCAUUACUGCUAAAGGUUAGUCUUCAUGAAUGGUUCAUCUUGAGGUUGAUGAGAUCAGACUAAUACACAUAAUCAUGAGCCUAUAUUGUACAUUGCCAACUGUGUAAACACUAUAACACUUUUUCAAUUUUUCAGAUGUCUGUGGUGAUGAUCGUGAUGUUCCUUGUGGCCUGGUCUCCUUAUUCCAUUGUAUGCUUAUGGUCAUCCUUCGGGGAUCCAAAACAAAUCUCACCAGCUAUGGCCAUAAUAGCUCCUCUAUUUGCCAAAUCCUCAACCUUCUACAAUCCUUGCAUUUAUGUCAUAGCUAACAAAAAGUGAGUUUCUUCCCAUGAUCAUCGUUCAAUGGCAUUUGUGAUCAAAGUUAAUCCUGAGUAACAUCAACUAAUAGAUUCAUUGAUGGUCAUGACUUCAACAGUAAGCAAACCAAAUAAAAUAAAUUGUUUAAUAUUUACAUGGCAGUCAAUAAAUAAUAGAAACAUAGAAUAGAAUAAGUGACCACACGAUAAACACAGACACAUUCAUUACUUUUCAGAUUGGACAACGAUUAUGAUGUUUAUUUUUCAAUAACAAGAACAUACCAAAAUAUUAUUCAUGCCUUUAAAUAAAAAGACAAACAAUUUAAAACUCAUAUUCAUGUAUUCAGUCAGUCAUUUAUAACCAACUGGCCUAGUCCAAAAUCAAAUAAACAUACAUCCUUGAAGCUUUAUAAAAAAAAGGAUGACUCUGCACUCCCUAUGAAUGCAAACACCACGACAAUGACGCAAGUUAGAAAAUGAGAAACAAAAUAAACACAAACAAAGAAAGGGAGGUGGGGGUCCAAACUUAGCACUACCAAUUAUUCUAAAUUAUAUAGUGCAUUCCAUACACUGCUGACAAUAGCUGUGCUAUAUAUUUGCUCUCCUGUCAUUCUCCAUGUGCCACAUCAGAGAUUUCAGUGUCUGCAUGCAGAGGGUGGGACACUGAAUGGCAGUGUAUGACUAGGCUGCAUUUCUGAAAAGACAGUGUUUACAGCAAAAAGCCUGAAGGUAAUGAUUCUACUCACCAGAAUAAAUUCAAUAAGCUGUAGUUGUUCAGGUGACUAUAGUGUACUUUUAACAAAUAAGUGUUUAUAAGGUCUGAAAAUAAAAUUACAUUUAGUACUCCACAUCCAAGUAUUUACUUCUAUUCUGGAACAGAGUCUGUCUGUCUUUGUUCUAAGCUCUGCCGUUUUUGUCAUAGAACAUAACGUUUCAAUGUUUCCUCCAAUGCAAUGUGUGUGCCAUUGAACUGGAUUUGCUGUUAUCUGAUAAACCUUUAACCCCUUAAGGACACAUGACAUGUGUGACAUGUCAUGAUUCCCUUUUAUUCCAGAAGGUUGGUCCUUAAGGGGUUAAUAUACAUUUAAAAGAAAUCAGAGCAUCACUGAAAAAAGGUUAGCACACAGAACAGAAAGCUUUCAAUGUUUUAUUCACUGGUAUAAAUUUCCAGAGACGUGAUGCCUCCCUUUUAAAGCUGGACAUCAAACAAAUUAUUUCGUUAUCAGACAAGCUCUAGAGCCACCAUUCUCAGAAAGAGCAUUGUUCCCUAUAGUGCUUGGUGUAUCCUUUCAAGUGUAAACACAUAGAAAUUGUCACAUAACCCUUCAUUUGUUAUAUUUUUCUGUUUUCUCCUAGGUUCAGAAGGGCUAUAUUCUCCAUGAUCCAAUGCAAGUCCAGACAGGAAGUUACACUCGACAACCACUUCCCAAUGAGUGUUUCCCAAAGUACACUGACAUAAGGACUCUUAGAAAUGAUCCCCAGUCUUCAUUGUGCCUGCAUAUAUCAAUAAAAGACAAUUACAAUAUUUUAAUAAUGUAUUAAAUAGACAUUUUGUUUUCUCUGAUAUUAUUUCUUCGUAAAACCCUACUUUAUUUCUUAUACUAUAUGCACUUUUGUAUAUAAUGGCUUCACCUAUUGUUCGC
Pelobates cultripes (western spadefoot toad) is the source of this 26746-nucleotide messenger RNA. Lineage: Eukaryota; Metazoa; Chordata; Amphibia; Anura; Pelobatidae. The record is from the annotation of a GenBank genome assembly.